Rhinichthys klamathensis goyatoka is the source of this 2054-nucleotide messenger RNA. RefSeq names its product vasoactive intestinal peptide receptor 2 (gene vipr2). Gene Ontology annotation, cellular component: plasma membrane. The record is from RefSeq and is a predicted model, not a curated record. NCBI's taxonomy places the organism in Eukaryota, Metazoa, Chordata, Actinopteri, Cypriniformes, Leuciscidae. The transcript is spliced from 13 exons. Gene Ontology annotation, molecular function: vasoactive intestinal polypeptide receptor activity; peptide hormone binding; G protein-coupled peptide receptor activity. Bases 212 to 1531 code for a protein of 439 amino acids. Gene Ontology annotation, biological process: adenylate cyclase-modulating G protein-coupled receptor signaling pathway; cell surface receptor signaling pathway.
ACAGCCUCCCCUCAGCACGCGCACUCGCGCGCUCAUCCAUCCUGCACUCUACACACGAAUUUUGCGCGCUCAGAAUUGUUUUCACCGGAUAUCUUGGCGCAAGUGGCGUGUUUUCUUCUGUCCUCCAGCAUGACUUCUCGCUCUUGAUACUGAGGACUGGCUGGAAUUUAUGCUAACGAGAUAUCAUUUAUGAAACCAGCAAGAAAUAAACAUGAACCGCAUCGUGAACUGUUUUGCUCUUCUCUUAGUUUGGCACGCGCACUCGGUCAGCGGGAGACAUGCAAACUGUCACUUUCUGUAUGAGCUGCAGAUGGCCGAGAAGGAAUGUUUGGGCAUACUGGCAGACGACUUUCCGGCAAACACCAAAGGUUGCAGAGGGAUGUGGGACAAUAUUUCUUGCUGGCACCAUGCCGAUUUUGGAGAGGUGGUCGUCAACACCUGCCCCGCUGCCCUAAAAAAUUUGUUCACCAGAGAUGGGAUCAUUAGCAGGAACUGCACUAUGGAAGGCUGGUCCGACGUGUAUCCCAGCAUCCACAGCGUUUGCUUUGAGCCCAGCCCGAAUGCAACCAAGCUUGUUUUCUACACGGUGAUGAAGGCCCUUUACACGCUCGGACACAGCCUCUCUCUCAUCGCACUUAUCACCGGCAGCACCAUCCUCUGUCUGUUCAGAAAACUCCACUGCACCAGGAACUACAUCCAUCUGAACCUGUUCUUCUCCUUCAUACUGAGGGCAAUCGCUGUGCUGGUCAAAGAUGCCAUUCUGUUUUCCCACGAGAAUGUAGAAUGUACAACGCAGCCAUCGCUGAUUGGUUGCAAGGCCAGCCUGAUCAUCUUCAACUACUUCAUCAUGGCAAACUUCUACUGGUUGCUGGUGGAAGGUCUGUACCUACAUACCCUACUGAUGGUCAUCUUCUCCGAGAACAGACACUUCAUCAUCUAUCUCCUCAUUGGAUGGGGAUUCCCCACCGUGUUUGUGAUUCCAUGGAUUGUGUGUAGGAUUUACCUCGAGGAUACAGGAUGCUGGGAGAGAAAUGACGCUCCGAUUCCCUGGCGGGUGAUCAACUGGCCAAUCAUGGCAUCUGUCAUUUUCAACUUUAUUCUGUUCAUCAGCAUCAUUCGAAUCCUGGUCCAGAAACUGAGGUGUCCUGAUGUUGGUGGAAACGAUCAGUCUCAGUACAGGAGGUUGGCCAAAUCCACACUUCUCUUGAUCCCUCUCUUUGGCGUCAACUAUGUUGUUUUCGUUUACAUCAUAGAAGAAAAUGGAGAGAUGGAAAACUACAAAAUAUUCUUUGACCUAGGCCUUGGAUCAUUUCAGGGCUUGGUGGUUGCGAUUUUGUAUUGUUUUUUGAAUAGUGAGGUCCAGAGCGAACUCAAGAGAAAGUGGAGGAGUUUGCGUUUAAAGCGUUACAUCGGCCGCGACUACCGUCUGCACAGUUCGUCCAUAUCCAGAAAUGGCACGGAAAACAUGGCCCAAUUCCAUCGUAACUCCAGAGCCCAGUCUUUCCUACAGACUGAGACCACCGUGGUGUGAGACAUCCCAAGAACAGAAGCGGCGCUAUAUGAAUCAUGCUCUUAGUUCACUGCCCCUCGGCUAACAACUCGUUUUCUUUUUCAAAAGCUUUAUGCUGAAGAGGACGAGGCUUUCUGAAGCAUGAGAUUGACAUGCAGGAGACAUGAUGAGGAUUCAGCAUCUCUAUGAGGCAUGAGUGUGUCAGAUCAAUGCAAAAUCUUGCUUGCCUACCAAAAUAACGUUAAACCAAACCUCUGAGUGAGAGUAUUGGUGCAUUAAAAACGAUCAUUCUGAUCACAAUAUAUAUUGUUUUUUUGUAAACACUUUCAUAGCAUUAGGGCCAAAUUAUAUAAUAGUGUUAUGUAAAUGCUACUUAAGACCCACAGCCAUUUGCUUAGGCUCAUGGAGACAUGCUAUCAACACAUGAAAACACAACCGCCACCCCAAGAACAUGUCUUGGAUGAAUUCAAGAAGUGGGUCACCUCUAUACCAAACUCAAAUGUGAGGUUUUAACAAAGAGGACAUUACCGCUGGAGGCGUCCAG